AAAAUUGUAUCCCAACUCUACCCCAUCCAAACUUAAAGAAAAUAAAUUUAAAAGUAGAGCUGGCGUAACAACUAUUCCACAUCUUUUUCCUAUCAUCCCCGGUGUCAGAAUGGUUUACAAAUAACUGAAAACAGCCUAUAAUUGAAAUUGUAGGGUUUUUAUGGACAAGAUCAUUUGCUCUAAUGUUCUCAGGCUCAACUAAGCUCAAACAUUUUAUAUUGCAAUUCAUCUGACAUUUGAAACACACCAGCUUGAGCACCAGUUCAAAAGUUUGAACUUUUAAAAGAAGUUAGAUUAAGUCUACAAUCUUGUGUCCAUCUGUAUGGUGGUAUUUCUGGCCUACAUGCUGUCCACUGUGUUUGUUUCUUUUAGGUUUAGGCUUCACAUGUGUAGUUUUAUCGUUAGAUCAAACUCAUGUGUGUUCUCCAAGCUGUUACUUGGCUCAAUAAAUGUCAUAGAAAAUAUAAACAAACAAUAUAUUGAGGUGUACAUUUAUGAGCUGAGUUGAAGUUUUAGCAAAUUGGAUGCAGGGUUUCCAAUGACGCUUCACCAGGCAAAAUUCAGGGGAAAAAAUGAAGUGUGUAGGGGGAGAGAUAUAUAUUUAUUGAUUAUUGGAAACUUGAAAGGUUUAUGGAAUUUUGUAAUGUUUCAGUUGGCUUCAUAAAGCCUUCAUCUGGAUUUUGUUUUUCCUGAUAGAUUAUUGCAUUUCUUUUGUGUAAACUAAACAUUUUAUCCUAAAUCUCCUUGAUUUGUCUUGCAGGCAAUACGUAUGACAGGUCCAUUAUAGUUGAUGGAGAAGAAGCUUCUCUUGUGGUGUUUGACAUAUGGGAGCAGGAUGAAAGCCAGUGGCUUCAGAACCAUUGUAUGAAAAUGGGGGAUGCGUACAUUAUCGUCUAUUCAGUGACAGAUAAAGUCAGCUUUGAAAAAGCUUCUGAGCUGAGGAUUCAGCUACGAAGGGCAAGACAAACAGAAGACAUUCCUAUAAUUCUUGUAGGAAACAAAAGUGACCUAGUCCGAUCACGGGAAGUCUCCGUAGAUGAGGGACGGGCUUGCGCUGUCGUCUUUGACUGCAAAUUUAUUGAGACCUCAGCUGCGCUUCAUCACAACGUCAAAGAUCUCUUCGAGGGGAUUGUCCGGCAGAUUCGGCUACGCAAAGACAGCAAAGAGGACAAUGCCCGAAGAAUGGCCAACACAAAGAGGAGAGAGAGCAUCAGUAAGAAGGCUAAGCGAUUCCUUGGGAAAAUGGUGGCCAAAAAUAACAAGAAGAUGGCAUUUAAAGCCAAAUCCAAGUCCUGCCAUGACUUAUCCGUACUUUAGAAACAGCUCUUGGCAAGAUUAGAAGUAUGUGAGUGUGCGUGGGUGGGUGUGUUGUGAACAUGUCUCUGGCAGUUAAGAGUGAGGGAAAAGGACCUUGUACGUGAAGCUACAGAAUGGAGGGAAGUUGUUUCCUUCAUGCCUUACAGUUCCUACACAAGACUGCGAAACGAGAUUACAGGACCUCCAGGGGUAGAAUGGUUUCUACCCUUCAGCAGAUGAACUGAUUUCUAAAAAUUCAGCAGCUUUGUACCCCUUCAGUUUCACUGUGCCAAACUGCUAGCUGUCCUGUGGACAUCAGGGAUUCAAAGGAAAAAACACACGAU
Python bivittatus (Burmese python) is the source of this 1640-nucleotide messenger RNA. NCBI's taxonomy places the organism in Eukaryota, Metazoa, Chordata, Lepidosauria, Squamata, Pythonidae. The record is from RefSeq and is a predicted model, not a curated record.